CCUCCCAUCGCUCUGUUACUGACCGCGGGAGCGCGCAGUGGACCGCUCGUCCUCUCAGUCACUUGCAAGAGGGAAACAGCCUCCGGAACGCACCGCAUCAUCCUACAGAGAGAAAACAUGUUUCCUCCACCGCCAACCUUCACCGUUAUCACCGUGGAGAAAAGUCCCAUUAAAGGAUUUACUAUGGAAGACGUUAGUUGUUUCGACCACUAAUCUGUGUUAAAAAGAGGAUAUAAUCCAAGGUACCCUGUUAGGAAAACUGCCCGGAUUGGGAAUUAAUAUCGGACAGUUGGUGAAAAUGGCGUCAUGGCGGCUGGUCAGUCUCCUGGCGGUGUGGACUCUUGUGUUGGUUCUGGCUCAGUGUUGCCCAGAGCCCUGUAGCUGUCUGGAUAAAUACUCCCACCAGUUCGCUGACUGUGCCUACAAAGACCUGCUGUUAGUUCCUGUAGGCCUCCCCUUCAACGUCACCACCCUCUCUCUCUCCGCCAACAAGAUCAAACUCCUGAAGGCCAAGAGUUUUAUUAACGUCACCCAGGUGACCUCCCUAUGGCUGGCCCACAAUGAGAUCGUGACCAUGGAGAGGGACACUCUGGCCCCGCUGAUUCAGCUGCGCAACCUGGACCUCAGCUACAAUAAGAUCAUCAACUUCCCCUGGGAGGACCUGGCCAACCUCACUGCCCUUCAGCUGCUCAAGAUGAACAACAACGAGAUGAUCAAACUCCCUAAGGAUUCCUUCUCCACUCUCAAAGACCUGAGGUCCCUGAGGAUCAACAACAACAGGUUCACUACCAUUGUCCAGGGGACCUUCAGCUCUCUGAGCUCCAUGUCUCACCUUCAGAUCUACAACAACCCCUUCACCUGCUCCUGCAGUCUGGAGUGGCUGAGAGACUGGAUCACGGAGUCUAAGAUCUCUGUCCCAGAGCAGGACUCUAUCAUCUGCGAGGCCCCUGAACAUCUGAAAGGGGCCCUGGUGACCAAGAUGCCCAAGCUGGAAUGCAAGGCCCCGACGGUGUCCAUCACCUAUCAGCCCAACCUGGAAAACACUGAGCUAUAUGAAGGGUUUAUGGUGAUCCUCAAUUGUGAUACCAAGGGCAACCCCAAACCAGAGGUCAGCUGGGAGGUAGUGAAGGCAGGGAACCAGAAGUUCACAUUCAGUUUGCCCUCUGAGGUCAGCGAGAAAAGCGACUCACCAAUCAACGAUAAAACUACCAACGGCCGGUUCCUGGUCUUCCAGAACGGCACUCUGAUCAUCCCCCGUAUCAGCAAGAAGGAGGACGGGAACUACAGCUGCUCAGCUGUCAACGACCUCGGUAAAGCAGACAGCACAGUGAAGGUAGUGGUGGCAGGCACCAAGAAACAAGCCAUUAACUCCAUGCUGGACACCACAGCAGAUAAGAUCCUCCGUCCGUCUGGUGGAAACAAGCCAGGGCCUAAGAUGACCAACAACAUCAUCAACUGGCCCAAGUCCGACUCUGAGAAGACCAAGAACGUUCCAACUGGGUCGUCUGUUAAACACGCUGGUGGCUCAGUGCAGGCUGGCGAGGGCUCAGAGGAGCUUCCAUUUACCAGUAAAUGUGGCAUCAGCGAUGGCACUCAGUACAUCUCCAAUCACGCAUUCAACCUCAGUCUGGACCAGCUGAAGCAGUACACCUUUGACUUCGGCGUCAUCGCGUUGGAAGUGUCAGAGACCGAAGCCAAAGUGCAGCUGAAUCCUCUCCAGCUCCCCAACAGUAAGAACAACCUUCACCUCAGCCACAAUGAGAACCUAGAGACCGUCGACAAAGAGCCGUUCAGCCUCUAUCAAGCCUCAACCAAAACCCCUCUGGACAUGCUCUAUCUGUGUUUUAACACUGGUAACGGACACUCUGUGGUGCAGUGGUCCCGGAUAGAGGAAGGGAUCAACACCUAUAAGUUUCAGAGCCUACAACCAGGCACUAACUACACCCUGUGUCUGACCUACGGAGGGCAGGACUGUCAGGUCCAAGUUGUCUUCACAACCAGGAAGAAGAUUCCUUCUCUGUUAAUCAUAGUGGUGGUUAGUACCUUCCUGUUGGCGCUGGCUACAGUCCCUCUGCUGGGAGCAACCUGCUGUCAUCUCUUAUACAAGUACCAGGGAAAGACGUAUAAACUGAUCAUGAAGGCGGCGCAGAAGAACCCAGAUCAAAUGGACAAACAAAUGGUCGGUGGUGAUUUCGACCCCCGGGCGUCGUUUGUCGAGUUGGAAAAGAAUUUUAACCCGAGUGAAAUGGAAGACGGAGAGGGAGAGGACGGAGAGGACGCCGAUGGGGAGGAGGUGGAGGGGAGCAUGGUUACCGAGUCCAUCCCAGGUUCUACGUCUAAAUUCGAGGUGGGCUCUGAGUACAGCGAUAGAUUACCGUUGGGGGCGGAGGCGGUGAAUAUCUCUGAAGAUGGAAACGGUAAUUACAAAGAGCCGAGUCGCUGAGCAGAGCUGUGUGAUGCUACUGGGGGGGGGGGGGGGGGGGGGGGGGGGGGGGGGAGGGGGGGGGGAGGGGGGUAAAAUAGUUACUAUCAACUACAUUUUAAACCAAGUAACUCACCUAUCAUUAUUUCACGUAAAUAUGAUAGCCCCGAUGAAGGUGGAUAGCUCAUUUUACCUCAGAAAGUAAGCGAUCAGUUAUAACCCAAAUAAGAGACUGGCUAAAGGAAAAGUUGUGCAGUAAAAACAAUGGUAUUGUAUAUAUCAAACUUACAACAUUCCUCUUACAGUAACAAUACUGCAAGCACAGUUUUUUACAGUUAAAACAGACCUCUGCUAACUGCUAAAAAGCAUAAGUCAUUGAGAUGUCCCCUUCAUGCAGGGCGUAGGCUAGCCGAAAAAGUUGUGCGCUUUACGUGAGCAUCAGUUUCGGAAGGUUGCGGUGCUGUACAGUACAGGCGCGCGUCUCAACGCGUCCGCCUCGUUGCGUACACAGACCGUUAUUUUAAUUGUUCUGUGAGAUUAUGAAAAAAGGGGGAAAAAAUCCCUUUAUGUUGUCAAGGCAUGUGCUGUGUCUGGGCUCAAACCCAGGUCACUAUCGACUGAUGUUGUUUAAUGUAAUGUGGGGCUCUUCGAGUUAAGUGUGACUUAAAAAAAAACAACAACGGGUGCUUGUUAUCCGUCUGUCUUUUUUUCAACGAUUCUAUACGUGUCCAUCCACGGCAUGUCACACAGACGACGUAUUUUCUUCAUGUGUGGUUUUAGACUAUAGGACUUUAGAUAUUCUCAAUGUCGACAUGUGAUGUAAAAACCCAGUAAAAUUGAACGAUUCUCUUUUUUUUAUUAUGAUCCCGUCUACAGUAUCAUUAACUGAGGCGUCAAGGAGCGUCUCGUUGCUGUGAGUGUCCUGUCGUUUUAUGCAUAGUGAGUUUUUUGGUGAGCUAUACUGUUCGGACGUUGUUGUACAAAUAUCCCCCGACCUUUCAAGAUUUUUGAUAUGAUUUUAUGUACGUGAAAUUAAUAAAAUAUCCCAAAACAAUUUUUUAAAUUCUCCUAUUUCCUGUCAUUGAGUCAGAAAACUGUUUUCAACUUCAUUUUAACUCGACGGGUUAAGAUGUGGUACUUGUAUGACUGACUAUACACUGCUGUGAAUUAAACAAUAAAAUUAUGUUUAUUUAGGGA
Molecule: messenger RNA, 3619 nt
Organism: Oncorhynchus mykiss (rainbow trout)
Lineage: Eukaryota; Metazoa; Chordata; Actinopteri; Salmoniformes; Salmonidae
Product: immunoglobulin superfamily containing leucine-rich repeat 2
Molecular function (GO): protein binding
Source: RefSeq, a predicted model, not a curated record